AGCCGAAGCUGCCCACGGAAGCGGCGCGGGCGAUCAAGGCCGCAGGGGCGCUAGGCGCAGGCACGGGAACGUCCCGCUUGAACCAAUGCGAGCGGCCCUCGACCAUCGAGGGGCCAGAUAGGAGGGAAAGGACGGCGGUGAAGAGGAUGGGGGACAGCAUUGUCGCAGAUUAUGGAUGCCGGUGUUCUUUCAGAGCGAGAAGUUGUCGAUGUCAAGCUACCGAACAGCCUGACAAAAAAGACAAUGGACGAGAGACCGAAAAACGAGGGUUGGCUGAAAGCGAGCGAAAGGACGAGGAGCGAAGGCGACACCUGGUCCGGGGAAGCGAAAGGGUACAGACGCGCGGCGUCAGAGAAGAACGAAAGUGUGCGGGAGCGAAGGGAAGGGGAAGGGGGCCGGAAAGACGAAGGGCGAAGGACGUGAGGGAGGGGGAAUCGAUGCGCGCGGGCACGCUAUAUAGGUAGGGCCGUGACGGAACCACAGCAACGGAUCCCGACGCGAGAUCAGCGACGGCGUGAGCGGGCGGUCAGGCACCGAGGCAUGGUGGGCCUCGGGAACG
Schizophyllum commune H4-8 is the source of this 559-nucleotide messenger RNA. RefSeq lists its product as uncharacterized. NCBI's taxonomy places the organism in Eukaryota, Fungi, Basidiomycota, Agaricomycetes, Agaricales, Schizophyllaceae. Bases 147 to 464 code for a protein of 105 amino acids. The transcript has a single exon. The record is from RefSeq and is a predicted model, not a curated record.